Molecule: messenger RNA, 8201 nt
Organism: Heteronotia binoei (common prickly gecko)
Lineage: Eukaryota; Metazoa; Chordata; Lepidosauria; Squamata; Gekkonidae
Gene: BTBD7
Product: BTB domain containing 7
Exons: 11
Coding region: 268-3639 (1123 amino acids)
Biological process (GO): morphogenesis of a branching epithelium
Molecular function (GO): protein binding
Source: RefSeq, a predicted model, not a curated record
CGCCCAAACGAGUCUGGCAGGAGCUUUCGGAUCAAAAUGGCGGCCGCAAUAGCGGCCGGAGCGGACCGAGGAGGGGGCGGCAGGAGUCGCUGAGUCGGGCCGGCGCUGGAUGCCCAGCCGGGAGUAAUGGAGUCUCCGGGCGGAGGCUGAAAAGAAACUCGAAAUGAAGGCGGAGAACCUACUUGAACACUGUCUGAAGUUUUAUAAUGGAUUAUGGGACUGUGCGCUGAUGAGCCAGCAAGUGGAAUGCCUGAGUGACUGAAGAAAAUGGGUGCUAAUGCUUCGAACUACCCUCAUUCGUGUUCCCCAAGGGUAGGGGGAAAUUCUCAGGCACAGCAGACAUUCAUAGGAACAUCGUCCUAUUCUCAUCAAGGCUAUGGCUGUGAAUCCAAACUGUACAGCCUUGAUCAUGGCCAGGAGAAACCUCAAGACAAGAAGAAGAAAAGCUCUGGCCUGGCCACCCUCAAAAAGAAGUUUAUUAAGCGCCGAAAGUCUAGCCGGUCUGCUGAUCACGCCAAGCAGAUGCGCGAGCUCCUCUCAGGCUGGGAUGUUAGAGAUGUCAACGCAUUAGUGGAAGAGUAUGAAGGAACGUCAGCCUUAAAAGAACUUUCUCUACAAGCUAGCUUGGCAAGACCAGAAGCCAGAACGUUACAGAAAGACAUGGCUGAAUUAUAUGAGUUUAAAUACUGUACGGAUGUAGAUCUUAUAUUUCAAGACACUUGUUUCCCUGUGCACAGAGCUAUUUUGGCUGCGAGGUGUCCCUUUUUUAAGACUCUGCUUUCUUCUUCACCAGAGUACGGUGCAGAGAUUAUAAUGGAUAUCAACACCGCUGGCAUAGACUUGCCCAUGUUCUCUGCUUUGCUACACUACCUGUACACAGGAGAGUUCGGAAUGGAGGAUUCACGAUUUCAAAAUGUUGACAUCCUCAUGCAGCUUAGCGAGGAAUUUGGAACACCAAAUUCUUUAGAUGUUGACAUGCGGGGGCUCUUGGACUACAUGUGUUACUACGACGUGGUUCUCAGUUUUUCAUCUGACUCUGAACUGGUCGAGGCUUAUGGUGGGAGUCAGAGCUGCCUAGAUGAGGAUCUCAGAGCGCACAAAGCUAUAAUUUCAUCACGGUCCCCCUUCUUUCGACAUCUGCUGCAGCGCAGAAUACGGACGGGUGAAGAAAUCACAGAUCGAACACUAAGAACUCCAACUAGGAUUAUACUGGACGAAUCGAUCAUACCAAAAAAAUAUGUGAGAGUAAUUUUGAACUGUAUGUAUACUGACGUGGUGGACCUCUCUAUUUUGCACAGUAGUCCUUCCGUGGGGAGUCUAAGCGAAGUUCAGGCUCUUGUAGCAGGAAAGCCAAACAUGACGAGGGCUGAAGAAGCUAUGGAACUUUACCACAUAGCGCUCUUCUUGGAGUUUAACAUGCUUGCACAAGGUUGUGAGGAUAUUAUUGCUGAGAGCAUCUCUCUAGACACCUUAAUUGCCAUCCUUAAGUGGAGUUCUCAGCCAUACGGCUCCAAGUGGGUACACCGCCAAGCGCUCCAUUUCCUCUGUGAGGAGUUUACCCAGGUCAUGACCUCAGACGUCUUUUAUGAGCUCUGCAAAGAUCACCUUCAAACGGCUAUCCAGUCUGAUUACUUACAGGCAAGUGAGCAAGAUGUCCUGAAGUACCUUAUUAAAUGGGGAGAGCAUCAGUUGAUGAAAAGAAUAGCAGACAGAGAGCCUAACUUGCUGAGCGGCACAGCUCACAGUGUGAACAAGCGAGGUGUAAAGAGGCGAGAUCUUGAUAUCGAAGAGCUCAAAGAGAUUCUGUCUCCUCUUCUGCCCUUUGUCCGCAUUGAACAUAUUUUGCCCAUGAACAGCGAAGUCCUCACUGAUUCCAUGAAGAGAGGCCUCAUCAGCACUCCCCCUUCGGACAUGCUGCCCACAGCAGAGGGUGGCAAGUCGAACGCGUGGCUGCGGCAAAAGAAUACAGGGAUUUACGUGAGGCCAAGGCUGUUCUCGCCCUACGUGGAGGAAGCCAAGUCGGUUCUAGAUGAGAUGAUGGUGGAACAGACAGACCUGGUUCGUUUACGGAUGGUUAGGAUGUCCAAUGUUCCAGACACCCUCUACAUGGUAAACAAUGCUGUUCCGCAGUGUUGUCAUAUGAUAAGUCACCAGCAAAUAAGCAGUAACCAAUCCAGCCCGCCUUCAGUUGUAGCCAAUGAAAUCCCAGUUCCUCGUCUCUUGGUUGUUAAAGAAAUGGUCAAACGACUGCAGGAGCUCCGCCACACAGAGCAGGUGCAGAGGGCUUACGCUCUUAACUGCGGAGAAGGAGCCACUGUCAGUUACGAGAUCCAGAUCCGGGUGUUGAGAGAGUUUGGGCUUCAUGAUUCCGCUGCAGAGCUCUUGCAGAAUCCUCACAAGUUCUUCCCCGAGGAGCAUUUCGGUGACGAAAGCCCCCUGUUGACCCUGAGGCAGUCAGGGGGGCGAUGCCGGGUGAACAGCACGCCCACUGCAGAAACCUUGUUUACAGAACUCGACUCUUUUGUGGCCUUCCAUCCCCCACUGCCCCCUCCCCCACCACCUUACCAUCCACCAGCUACUCCGAUUCACAGCCAGUUCAAAGUCGGCUGGAAGCAAAGGGCCCAGAGCCAGCAGCACCCCUCGCGGUCCUUCUCGUACCCCUGCAACCAUUCCUUGUUCCACUCCAGGACAGCACCAAAAGUGGCCCCGCCCAUCUACUUGUCCGGGGUCAAAGCCACACCUCCCGAUUGCACUAACACAACAGGACUGGGAAGACAAACUGUGGCAGCGGCGGCAGCUGUGAUGGCAGCUGAAAAGCAAGUGGGUACACAACCUGUGCUCAAUGAACUGAUGCCAGAUAUUGCAAUGGGCGUGUCGACGAUGUCUCUCAAGGACAGGAGGCUGCCGGAGCUCACUGUUGACACAGAACUAAGCCAGCCUGUUUUGGAGAUUGGACCAGGACCAUCCCAGCACAUCUCCUGCAUCCAGACAAGGCACACGCACAGUUCCCGGAAGAAGCAUUCCAUCGAGCAGAAGCUGGAUGCCAGAGAGAAUCCACAGGAAUAUCCAGAUUUCUAUGAUUUCUCCAAUGCUGCAGGCAGACCUUCCACUCCAGUGCCUGGCAGGCAUACCCCUUCACCUUCCCAAGGUGUCUAUUUUGGCCCAGAUUUGUACAGUCACAACAAAGUAUUGCCCAGUGGCUUAAAGCCCGCCCACCUGGCUAACCAUCUCUCCCCGAAAAAGCUCGAGGAUCCUAGGAGAGAGUACAUGCUUUCUCAAGAAGGGCAUCCCCACAGACAAAAGAACGAACCGAUACACCUCGAUGUCUUAGAGCAGCCACCCCAGAGGUUGGAUUUGGCGUUGGCUGCCCAAGAGAACACUGGGAAUGGCCCAGCUCAUGCGAGGGGACGAACAAAAAUGGAAACAGACUUGACCUAUGGGCUGACUGCUAGCCGGCCUUCUCUGCCGGCAUACAAUUUGGAGAGCCACGAAGAACAGUCCAGCUGCAGGUUGGCAGAGACGGAGCCUCUCGAGCACGAAGCACAGAGAAAUGCAGAUUUGGAAAGAGAAGAGGUGGUAAGCAGAGGGAGGCGGUCCCCAAGCAAACCAGACUUCAUGUACAAAAAGUCUGCCCUCUGAAAACCACCUCCGAUUCUUCUCUGUGCCUAAGAAUUGCGACCUUCCCAGUCCUUUUGCCUGACCUUGUCAAGCAAGUUCAUAAUGCCAGCCUCUAAAAGCAGUUGUUUUUUCCUUUCCCCUUUGCCCCCCCUCCUUUGUAUAUACAUCGCUUCCUUAGAAAUGGCAUGCUAUCAGUUUAUUUGGAAUGCUGCUUCAAAGUUUGUGUGUUGGAACAAAUUUUGUUAAGCUUUUAAAAAAAUAUUUUAGCUGGUACCUUUUUUUAAAAAAGAAGGGGGGAAUAGCUGUUUGCACCUGUACAUUAAUUUUGUUUGGUUUUUGUACUAGUAUGUUAAAACUUUUGACUCAUUCUAAAGGACUCUAUGUUCACAAUCUUCCCACUUUUUAUAAUGUCUUUCAGCUCCCCGUUUUCUGUGUGCAUUACAUUGCGCACUGUGAAAUGUAUUUUCUAAUAAGGUGGUGAGAAUGUCUGUCUUCAUUUUUGAAUGACUAUAGGAAUUCCAAAGAACAGCACAUCUAAGUAACUUACUCUGGUUAGGUCUGAAACCUUCUUGGUUUGCCACUCAUGCAAGAAUCCAGCCUAAUAUUUCUCUUUUGUUUACCAAGUCCAUGGCAGCUGGCCUUCCGGUCUUGAUGUAGCAAGCCCUCAACUAACUCAUGCUUAUGGCUGGAAUUUUCUGUGGAAAGCAAGGAAGUACAGCUCCCCUUUCUUAUGAGGGGGAGGGAAACCUCAAGAAGCACUUAGUAACUUCCUGUGGUUUAUUAAACCACAAUAAAAAUGGUUAGAAUAUAUUAAGAAUGGUUCGAGUCCUGCAGUUUGACAAUAUUUCUCAAGUUUUUCUUUUCUUUUUGGCAAAGAUAUGCAGAGAUGGGAAGGUUUCAUAGCAAGUGCAGAAAGGUGGGAAGGUACAGCUUAACAUCUGACAUAGGUGUUAAUUGCUUUGUCUCAUCAGAGGGCUGCCUCUCUAAAUAGAGGCACUAAAAAGAAACGCUCGCUGCCUUCUUCGCUCUGCCUCUACUUAAGAAACCAAGGGCUUUCGGUCUUCAGUGGUGUUGUUUGGCACUCUUUCACACAACCGCUUGGCUUUGUGGAUCAGAAUCAGAUCAAAGAGCCAGCUGUUCUAGCCUCACGAGCUAUAAGCAGUUUUAGCACUUAAAACUCUUUGUUCUCAGCCUCCUGAAUGUGUGUUUGUUUGUUUUUCUGCUUAAGGCCCUGGGGACUCUUCUGAUUUUGUGGACAUAAAGUGAAGUCCUGGGGCUGAUAGGUAGAGAUGUCCAUUGACACCAGCGAUGGCCAUCCUCUCAGAAGAAAAGGCUCACAUACCACUACUUGGUAACAGUUAACAGAGGCCUGACUUGAUACCUUCUAGUAAAGCUCUUCCAUCACCUGUAGACCUCAGUCAGAAUAUAACUAAAGGCUAAUUGUCACCUUAAACCGGACUCUGUUUUUAAAUACUUGACACAAUUUAAAUGUAAAUUUUGUUUCACUGUCGAUUCACGAACAGCUUUGUUGUGGGCUCUGGGGAAAAAAGAGCUGCAGCUUCCACCAUUUUGUCUUCUCUUCCUGGCUUCUUCAAGUUGUGGAGGAAGGAACAUUUUUGUUGUCAUUAAAACAGAAACAUUAUUUGUGAUUUUGUUCAUGUAGGGGGAAGAGGGAGACUCAUCUUGGCCAAAAUUUUUGCGUUGCAUGGCACUGUCAUUCCAGAGAGUAAAGCCUCUCACACCAUGCCUUUCGAGAACAUUCAUUCAUGUGUUCAGCAGGUGGAUUGAACAGUACAGCACAAUUGCUGUUUUGGUGUGUUAGAUUUGUAUGCAAGUCACUACCAUUUUCUCCACCAGAUAAGUUUUUGUAGCCUUGCUGGCAAGGUGUAUCUUUAAGCCCAUUCAUCAGACCCACUUUUAGUGCAAGGCAAUGGCUGUGUGAACUGGCCUUUUUUUAAAAGGUCUGUUUUGGUCAGAAGAUUAGUAGCUAUUGGAUUAUUUUUAAUCUGUCAUUUAUCCAAAUUUUGUUUUAUCUUUCUUUUGUAGUAUAGAAGUUUAUUAUGAGCAUUAGGUUAGCUUUGAUUGUUAGAGAGCUUGGUCUCUGUCUCUCUACCCCGUGUUUUCUCACAGACAGAAUUUUAACCUACUCACUGAAAAGACUAUUAGAUGUCUGCUGUUUCAUGUAGCCCCUUUCAUACAUCCCUAAACAUAGCCCCUGUCUAACAGGCACGAUAGGUUUGAGGUGCAAGUCUUCAGCAUCUCAGUAGCAGCAAAAUCAUUGGCUGAGAUUAUUGGUGGUGACCAUCGAGUUUACACUUGGUUUUUACUGUGGAAUAAUUUGGGCGAGAAGCUGUUUAAUGGAUGUUGGAGCUCUGAAAGCCAAAUUGCAGAUUUUUAAGCACAUUAUAGGGAGUGCAUUACAGGUGAAACCAAGUCUUGAAUAGGGGUAGGAUUUUGUACGGUAGGGCUCUUAGGACAAUCGGGCCAUUUGUACAAUCUAAACUUGCAUUAACCUGGAAAAGGGGAUGCAGAAGAACUUGCAGGCCUAUUAGAGAAGGUGAGAAACCAGCUUUAAUUCUAUUUUUUUUAACCACUAGGACCGAAGCUUAGAUCAUACGGUUCCUCUUGUGCUUCCCUCUACCCACUGCAGAUGCUUUCCUUUGCAGUGGGGCUUGCUUCCACUGCGAUCAGCACUGCUGUGUGCAUCCUUAAAGAUCAUUGGUCGUGCACACACACAAGUGCUGGCAGGAGAGGAAAUGAGCCGUGCAGCGAAGGAAAGUCCCCACAGAGAAGUGGGAAUACUGCAAUAGGAUCCAAGCCUUCGUGCUUUUCUUCUAAUGUGUUGGUAGCACAUUUAUCCCCAUAAGAUCCUUUCGAUCACUACACUAUGUUCCCUCUUCCCAGUAAAGCCGUAUUUUGAUUAGCUCAGAGAAGGGUUGACAGGGCUUCUGGAUAGCUCUCUCACUGACAUGCUUGCAAAGUCAUACCACAUUCCUAGUGUACUUCCUUACAAAAAGGUAUCUUUACUUUGUCAUAUACUGACAAUUAACUGUAUAUUUGUCAACAAAUAAAAAGGUGUAGCUGAAGUGUUUUUGACGGACUGUAGCCUGAUGGGCACAGCUGUUGCGAAGGGGUUUUGAUUUGACCCAGGAACAAACUGAUCAAACAUGAUUAUUUGUGCCAUAAAGUGGAAUAAUGUUCACCUUCUGCUGGACAGAUGACUUAAUCAGACUCUCUUUAUUUGGUCCAUUUGUGCUCCAAAAAGCAGGGCACAUGGAGGAGCAGCAACCAAAUCCCAACUGCUGAGUGUUGCAGGAAUCAACAGCAGUGCCAUGUGCUUGGCAUUAUCCGUGCACAGAACAGUUUUAGCAGCUUAAAAGAAAUAAUAAUCCUUUGUUUGCAUGAAGCACUUUUGAAUAAAUGGUUGGAAGUUCCAAGUAUUUCGUAACUGUACAGCUGUGGCUUUGAAAGAGAAAAUAAUUGCUUACUGAACAAUUGGUAUACAAUGAAAGUAUGGAAACUAUAUUAUCCUGGCUAAUUUUGCUUCAAGGCUGUGCAGAAUCUUGUCCAAAACUAGUUUGGCAUAUGUACAUCUGGGGGAAAUGUUUCUGUUCUCAUUCAUGACCAGGAUCUAGAGAGCUCUGUCAUGUGGGGGGGCAUGCAAAGCACCUUGUCCACACGUGAGGGGUAUGUUAUAUGAUUACUUCCAGCAGCAUUGAUGGCUGCCACAGCAGGUACUGCUUGGAAGUGGCCCCUCACGUUAGGUCCGGGAGUGGGGAAUGGAGCUGCCAGAACAAAGCCAAAAAGCUUCUGUGCACAUGCAACAUUUUGGAUCCUAGCUAGUGUGUUUACAAUUACAUCUAAGGAGACACUGUUAGAACUAUUUCUUAAUUUUUUCCUCAGCCUUUAAGGUCACAGUAGCUGUCUCAGUAACUGUUCAGUAGGUUUCAGGAUUUACUGCUUGUCUUUGAUCUCCCCCCCCCUAAAAAAAAAUGAAUUGGCCCUCUUCUGUUUUUUGUUCCCUCAUCUUUUAUGUAACUUAUUUUGAAAUGGGCUGCAGGUAGCACUGUUCCAACAACGAUAUGUUUAUAUGGUGAAGGGUUAUGUGUGAAAUGCUGGGUGAAGCUGAAGAAAAACUAAUUUGGUAUUUCUGUGCUUGUAUGUAUUCCUGGAAGGUGUUAAGUGUCCAUGAUGUUACAUUGUUCUUGUGCUGUUACUGGUGUAAAGUCAAGUGCCUUCAAUGCUAAAGGCUCAGAAAUUUUCUUAAACCAACUUCAUGUCCUAUGCAAGUGUUUUUUCUACAACCUGCAUAACCAGUACUUUGUAAAACUUGUUUACGCUUCAACUGUACAUAUUGGUUUUUUAAAGAAAAUAUAGUAUUUUUAUUUAGGUACCUCUAGAAUUGAAUUCUAGUCUUGUGUGAUGCAUUGUAAAACAAUACAUUUCUCUUUUGAGUACCAUUACAGUUGUAAAAAGGUUUUCACUGGUUCUAUUUUUCUACUGUUGCUGAGAAGCAUGUUAACACUGACUUUAUCCUACAUAUAGUUGGCAUUUCAAAUAAAUGGCUUGUCUAGAAAAAUGAA